This is a messenger RNA of Priceomyces carsonii, 303 nucleotides long. RefSeq lists its product as uncharacterized. Bases 1 to 303 code for a protein of 100 amino acids. NCBI's taxonomy places the organism in Eukaryota, Fungi, Ascomycota, Pichiomycetes, Serinales, Debaryomycetaceae. The record is from RefSeq and is a predicted model, not a curated record. The transcript has a single exon.
AUGGUAUCAAAAGUAGAAUAUUAUAAACUGAUUGGCAUCUCUCAAAGAAGGACAUACAUGUCAUUUUUGGCUUACACAAUUUCCGAAAACUGGAGUUAUCGGAUAUCGUUAAGGUUAGCAUUCCACUGCAUAGACCACACUCUAUCAAUGACGAAAUUUAAUUCAUUAUCGUAUGAUAUAAUUCGUACUAUAUAUCUGCUAAUAUAUUUUAUCGAUGAAAGACCUUUCUUAUUACAGUUAUAUCUACAGUUAUAUCUUUUAUUUUCUCUUUAUCAUCAUAUAUUUCACCUAUAUCAUAGUUGA